This is a messenger RNA of Onychostoma macrolepis, 990 nucleotides long. RefSeq names its product E3 ubiquitin-protein ligase RNF128 (gene rnf128b). Bases 1 to 990 code for a protein of 329 amino acids. The record is from RefSeq and is a predicted model, not a curated record. Lineage: Eukaryota; Metazoa; Chordata; Actinopteri; Cypriniformes; Cyprinidae. The transcript has 6 exons.
AUGAAAGCCAACCUGAAGCUUAGAGCAAUACAUGGACGUUCACGUAUCUGGCUGUCGGUGUUUGUUUUCCAGUGCUGCUUCCAACUAAGCGCUUCCUUGGUGUACUGGACUGCCUAUGUUGAAGUCAGAUACUUUGACAGAGUAUCUAAUGAAACAGUGGGCAGUAUGUGUGAGUGUGGCGUGUUUGGAGCGGACUCACUCUUUCAUUCAGCUUCUGGGCUUCUCGUGCUUCCAAAUUCAGAUCCUCUGGCGUGCUCGAGGAACACUACUUUCACCACCAAACACCAGCCAUGGAUUGCCCUGAUAAAAAAAGGAAACUGUACAUAUUCACAGAAGAUACAAGCUGCCCAGCGACAAGGAGCCUCAGCGGUGGUUAUUUACCAAAUAGAUGGGGCGGGCAAUGACACUAACCUGAUGGCCCAUCCAGGUAUGAGAGUUUCUCGAGUCAUUGCCAUCAUGGUUGGCAAUAUUCUAGGCACAGAAAUGGCUAACCUGGUGAAGAAUGGCUCAGAUGUGUAUGUGGUGAUCAUGCUGGCCAAUCCUCACGGCCUGUGGUUCAGCAGCACAUGGGCAUACGCGCUGUCCUUCACCUUCAUCGGCAUAACGGCCAUCACCAUGUUCUACUUCGCUUUCAUCUUCCUCAAACGAAUGUACAGAAACCAGCAGCUCCAGAUGCAAGAGAGGGAGAUGAAGAGAGAGAAUGAAAAGGCCAUAGCAAAGUUAGAAGUGCGGACUCUGCGGACGAGCGACCCGGAGGUGGAAUCGGAGGACGUGAGCUGUGUUGUGUGCACCGACUCGUUCAAACAUCAUGAACAGGUCACCGUUUUACCCUGCAGACAUUUAUACCAUAAGAAGUGCAUUGAGCCGUGGCUGCUGGAACACCCCACCUGCCCCAUGUGUAAAUUUCACAUCCUCAAAUACAAGGUGAGUUUGGCCAAACCUGCAGAGCCGUGUCCGUUCAGGAAUGAUGGAGGUUCUGUUCUUCUGUGA